Molecule: messenger RNA, 492 nt
Organism: Rotaria socialis
Lineage: Eukaryota; Metazoa; Rotifera; Eurotatoria; Philodinida; Philodinidae
Source: the annotation of a GenBank genome assembly
AUGGAAGAUUUCGAUAUGGAUGCUGAUGAUAACAUUGAACAGGAGAAUACUGUAUCUCCUGUGAAAAAGCCAAUGCAACCGUCAGGUAUUGCGAUGGAUGCGCUUGCUGGUCUUCUUGAUAGUUACUCAACAACAGAUAUGAUAAAUUCACGUCGUGCGGCUACCGCAAUACCACUACAAAUACAACAAUCAAGUUAUUCAUCGACUGCAAAGGUGGCACCAACAGUACGUACUCCAGUACGUCCAGCGACUAUUACUCAAGCAAGUACACCGAAUGUAGCAGCCUUUCAUGCUCGAUCAAAUAAAGCUGAAGUUGUUGUUGAACAUAUCGGAAAUCAGUCAAAUAAUAAAAAUACGAAUGAAACAAAAAAGGCACCUGUUAUUCAAUUGAAAUCUUUAGUUAAACCAUAUAAAUCUAUGUAUCAAACAAUGUAUAAACGUGCUAAUGGUAAGUGUUGUAUUAUCCUGAACAAAAUUAAUUGCUCCUUAUGA